AUGUCUGAGCGUAAGGUGACAGAUGAGCAGGAGAACACGAAGCACAAGGCAACGAAGAGCACACGCGGUCGUAAGAACAAGCUGAAGAAGCGCGAGAACGUUCGGGAGGCCAUUAAGGACGGCACUCGGCCACACCAUGUGAACAUGAAGGCAUACAGCUUUAAAUCCGUUGUAGCAGCGCGGAGAGUAAUACAACGACAGGCCAAUGCGCUUCAGAAGGCUGCAAAGCUGCCGUAUGUGGCGCGCUACGGAGACUACCCGCCUCCGGACCUGGUUGCGAUUAUAGGCCCGAAAGGUGUUGGAAAGACGACACUCACCAAAGCCCUUGUCAAGGUUGUAGGUGGGUACUCCAUAUCAGACCCCACAGGGCCGAUAACAGUUGUGGCAUCCAAAACAAAAAGAAUUACCUUCUACGAUGUGCCCGCAUCUAUACCAGCGAUUCUAGACAUAUCGAAACUUGUCAACUUGGUCAUCCUUGUUGUGAAUGCAAAGAUUGGCCUCGAGGUUGAGCACUAUGAGUAUCUUAACAUACUCCAGGCCACUGGGUUUCCCCGGGUCUUCACCGUUUUCACGCACUUAGACGAAUUCCAUAAGAUCAAAGCUUUGCGGGGUGAAAAGUCUCGGCUUCGAGAACGCAUUUGGAAGGAGGUCCACCCAGGAUCCCGGGUAUUUUACAUGAAUGGGCUGGCGUACGGAAGGACAUACCAUAAGACAGAUAUAGCCCUUCUUGCACGUAUUCUGUCACGGCAAGAAUAUAAGCUAGGUCUCAAUUGGCGCGAUAAUCACGCCGGCGUUCUGAUAGAUCGUAUCGAGGAUAUAACGGACCCCGGACUUCUGAGCAAGGUUAAUCAAGAGAAGAAUAAGCUCGUCAAACACACGCUUCUUGUCUAUGGUUAUGUUCGAGGGACAUAUAUGGAUCCUGCGCAGCAUUUUUGCAUUCCAGGAGCGGGAAACGUCAUCGUCAAAUCAAUGAAGCAAUUGCCAGAUCCCUGCCAGUGUUUUGAGCAGCAGAAAAAGGAUGGAGAAGGCCGUCGCUCGCUUUCCUCUAAGACUAAGACAAUAUAUGCACCGUUCAGCAACAUGGGUGAUGUAUUCCAUGAUAAAGAUGGCCUGUGGUUGCGAGUACACGAGACAGGUGUGCGCUGGAAGGACGAGAAAGAGGAUGAUCUUCCUACUGGUUUAAAAAUGCUGCGAAACUUAGAGAACAUCGACCCUAAAGAAAGAGACAAAGCCGCGCUUGGCAUCCGUCUUGUGGAUGACUCGGAUCAAGAGCUGGAUUCACAACAACACACAGAGGACAUAGUGCAGGCUUCGGAAGCAGACACAAAGGAGGAAUCAGCGUCACAAGCUCAGGACGAGGAAUAUGAAACAGAGGAGGAGCAAUCUAGUGACGGAGAAGAAAAUGCAUUUCUUAAGGAGGCACAAUUGGUCCAGCAAAGUAGCCACGUUAAGCAGACAGAGCAUGCUGCCGAGCAUUUAAGUUUUGAGGAAAGUAGUGAUAACAUUGCAGACAUUGAUUACGAUAUAAUGAUGGCUGGCAAAAAGGAAAAGAUAGCUAACAGUGAUUCGUCUGAGAUAACUGGUAGCGACGGCGUGUCUAAUGAGAACCAGAGUGAGGGUUCCUCUAGUGACGAAUCCACGGGAGGCAAUACCGGCGUAACAACUGAAAACCCGUACGCAUCCAUCCAUCUGGCAACUCCAGUGGGGGCUAAGAUUGCAUUGGAGGACCUUGUCUAUAACAUGGAUGGGAUCUUAGCAGAAAUGAAGACGAAAGGAUUAUCGCCAGCUAUGACGCAUACAACGAGAUCUGCUGCCAUAAUGUCCAAACUGGUCCCCUUGUUUGACGACGAUGGCCCUGACAUCUACGGUAGCUCUGCGGCAACCAUAGAUAAGUUCUCACUACUGCCAAUCUAUGACCCUGGAAAGGCUGUGCAGUACGAUGGGGCAGUUACAAAGUCAGGUGGAUCGGCGCUCUAUACCGGUAUCAAUUUGGCGGGGAAGAACUUCUACAAGCUGGAGUCCCACAGAGACAUCAGCAACAUAAUACCUAAGGAUGCCGCCUACUCUCAAGCGUUUACAGAAACACUUCAGGGUUCAAUCAAAAAGCAGCUUUCAGGCCUGCGCCUGGCCGACCUUGACUGGAAGAGAACAAAGAAUAGUGUGUGUACCGGCGAUUGGGACAUGGCCAAAAUUCUAGACGCCGUUCUACACGGUGAAGUAUACAAAGGAAAAGAGCAUCAGAAGGAUGGAGCUGGUGGUGUCCAUAUUGCAGAGGAUGGUGUACUCGAGAUAGGCUACCAAACAGGUUCUGAAAAGCCUGCUGAUGCUGAUGCAACGGAAACAAACGCCUCAAAUGCUAAAUCCCAGGUCGGCCUAGAGUACACUAUUCCUCAGUCGAAGCGCGGGAAGCACGCCAACCCGUCCGCUGCUGACAAGAAACUAGCAAAUGAUACAAACGAGCUUCUCGAGGGCCUGGAGCUGAACAACGAUGGUAUGGAGAAGAAUCAGCGAGAGGCAGAUGAGGUCAAAGAGAGGAAUGCAGCGUUCACCAAGAAUUUCACUGACGAGUCUAGGUUCCCACCCGGGACGUAUCUUCGGAUUGAGCUAGAGGGAAUAGACCACGAGUUUGCCCAAAACUACUCAUCAAUUAACCCGCUAGUUCUGGGGGUUGUGCUGCCCGGCGAGCAGAACUAUGGGUACAUAACCGCCAAAGUAAAGAGGCACCGCUGGCACGACAAAAUCCUCAAGACCAAGAACCCAGUUUUUGUGUCGUGUGGUUGGAAACGAUAUCAAACCAUUCCAUACUACUCCAUGGAGCAGCAAGGAUCGAUGGCAGACAUCAACACCGACGAGGUGAUGGAGGCAGGCAGACACCGGAUGCUGAAGUACACGCCUGAAAACAUGUAUUGCUACUGCACCUUCUGGGGCCCGAUUGUUCCAGCAAACACAGGAUUUCUAUUUUUCGAUACGAUUGAUGAUACACAGAGGAGCUUUAGAAUCGGUGCCACAGGUACCGUUGUCAAUACUGGUUUGCGCCAUAUGGUGUAUAAAAAAUUGAAGCUUGUUGGAGCUGUUAACAAAGUCUUCAGGAACACAGCCUUCAUAGAGAAGUUAUUCACCUCAAAACUGGAGGCCAUGGCGUUUAUCGGAGCCGGAAUCCGGACUGUGAGUGGAAUACGGGGUAUUAUCAAAAAGGCAGAGAAGCAGCCCGAGGGCCUUGUGCGGGCAUCCUUCGAAGACAAGGUUGCCCAGUCAGACAUCAUAUUCCUUCGCACCUACGUUCCAAUUACCAUCAUCAAGUUUUGCUAUGAAAUGCUCAACCACUACUAUGUGUACGACGAGUAUACCAGAGAGUACAUCAUCCCUGGAAAGAAGAAGAGUCAUUAUGAGCAGCCUCUCCGAAUAAAGACUUUUGCAGAGUUGAGACACGAACGUAACCUUCCGAUCCCAAUAAAUCCUGAUUCCAUCUAUCUGCAGAAGACGGCUCGAGUAGUAGAUCAGUUUAUAGAGGACGAACACAGGGAGGAGCUCCUCAACAUGGUGCCCACGCGACUGUUGAAGUCGCUUCCGUUUGAAAACCAGCAUGAGAUUGUCAUAGCGAAGAACAAGCCCAAUCUGAUUAAAGAUGAGUUCUUGAAGAGCCUCGCCGAUGGUAGUGGUGUUGAACACGAACGUGAGAAGGUGUUAAACGAUCUUCUUGUGGUUAAAAAGGAGCAGGACAGAAAGCAGGUUGAAAUAAAGAAGAAAGAAGAAGAGGAGAAGAGGAUAGAGGAGGAGAUAAAGGCGAUGCAUAUUCGUGAAAAGACGAAAGACUUACGGAAGCGGAAACGCAUAGUGCGCCAAAAGCAUGAGGAAAAGAGAAUUAGCGCCAAGAAACUUUGA
Molecule: messenger RNA, 3882 nt
Organism: Giardia duodenalis
Lineage: Eukaryota; Fornicata; Diplomonadida; Hexamitidae
Product: Ribosome biogenesis protein BMS1
Exons: 1
Coding region: 1-3882 (1293 amino acids)
Biological process (GO): endonucleolytic cleavage of tricistronic rRNA transcript (SSU-rRNA, 5.8S rRNA, LSU-rRNA); maturation of SSU-rRNA from tricistronic rRNA transcript (SSU-rRNA, 5.8S rRNA, LSU-rRNA); ribosome biogenesis
Cellular component (GO): nucleus; 90S preribosome
Molecular function (GO): U3 snoRNA binding; GTPase activity; GTP binding
Source: RefSeq, a predicted model, not a curated record